AUGGCGGGCGGCAACCUCGAAGUUUUCAAGUUUGGGGUAUACCUUUUUAUACCUAUUUUUACCAUGUUCUACUACGCAAGUCCGGAGUGGUAUAAUAAGCAUGUAUUACCUGCUCGCGAUCGUUUCUGGCCACCCGAGGAUAAGACCAAUAAACCGCCUACCAACCCCACAGAUCUUCACGCCGAACUCGCACGAUUACGAGCGGAACGGCUCGCCCGGCGAGCAAAACACUCGCCAGACUCUGAAUCUAGCUCAGAUCGUUAA
Messenger RNA from Rhizoctonia solani, 264 nucleotides. RefSeq lists its product as uncharacterized. Gene Ontology annotation, biological process: mitochondrial respiratory chain complex IV assembly. The record is from RefSeq and is a predicted model, not a curated record. Lineage: Eukaryota; Fungi; Basidiomycota; Agaricomycetes; Cantharellales; Ceratobasidiaceae. The coding region runs from base 1 to 264 and encodes 87 amino acids. The transcript has 3 exons. Gene Ontology annotation, cellular component: mitochondrial inner membrane; mitochondrion.